ACGAGGAAUGAAUGGAGAGAGUAGGCAGAGAAAGAGGAGAGGGGGAAGGGAGAGGAGAAAAGAGGAGAGGGAAGGAGUGAUCAGAUGUGGAGAGUGGAGUCACUCACGUCAGAUGAUGAUGAGAAUGAUGAUGACAAUGAUGAUGACAAUGAUGAUGACAAUGAUGAUGAUGAUGAUGAUGAUGAUGAUGAUGAUGAUGAUGAUGAUGAUGAUGAUAACGAUGAUGAUGAUGAUGGUGAUGAUGAUGAUGAUGAUGAUGAUGAUGAUGAUGAUGAUGAUGUGAAGAUGACGAUGCUGAUGUCGUCGAUGAUGAUGAUAAUGUUGAAGAUGAAGAUAAUGAAGAUUACCGCACGUGGGUUCGCGCGUGCGCAAAGCUGGCUUUCAGCCAUUGUGACGAUGCCAAACAGCAUCCUGGGCCAGAUGAACCAUGUCAUCCGUUGCGCUCCACAUCAGCGACGGGGAGGAAGAGAACGACAAAGACAUGGCAUGAGGGCAGCGUACAGCCUGCAAGGUGAGAUUCCGGCGUCAAGGCGAUCGUGGAGGGGGAAGACGUCGAGGAGGAUUCCAAAUUAAAUGGGAGGAGGAUGUAAGUCGUGGACUCAGUUUUUGAAUAACGGGAUUGGCAGCGGAGAUUGGGAGGGGGCCGAUCAGGAUGUGGGAUUGAGUGGAGGAGAAGGUCCGAAUGUCAGCCGAUCCAUCAGGGUGAGGAUGUAGAACCGAUGCAGUGCAGGUGAAAGAACGGCAAGGCAACAGUUUUUUUUUUUUUUUUUUGCAACAGGGUAUGGCAUCCAGGUCGUUUUCGAUAAAUCGGUUUGUCCAUC
Molecule: messenger RNA, 821 nt
Organism: Chara braunii
Lineage: Eukaryota; Viridiplantae; Streptophyta; Charophyceae; Charales; Characeae
Source: the annotation of a GenBank genome assembly